AUGGUCGUUACUAACAAAUCACAACCCCUUUACCAUACCUUGAACCUCCUAUGCAUAUUUCUUCUCUUAUUAUUCUUCCACUCAGAAAGCAUUUACAUCGGGUAUACUACUCAUCUUAUUUCCUAUGAUUCUCCUUUAUCUCCAUUCCAUAACCCAUCAAACACCCAUUUUGAUCGUUUGCGCAAUGCUUUCCGACGCUCAUUAAACCGUGUCAACCACUUCAAAGUGGCCACACUAGUCCCUAGUAAAGGCACAACGCAAGACCCUAUAAACUCGGGUGGUGGAGAGUACCUCAUGAAAAUUUCCCUUGGAACCCCACCAAUUGAGGUAAUUGGAAUAGCUGACACAGGAAGUGACCUCACAUGGACACAAUGUCUACCAUGCAUUAAAUGUUACAAUCAAGCUAUUCCCCUCUUUGAUCCUGGUCAUUCCUCAUCUUACCUUACAAUACCAUGCACAUCGAAAAUUUGCAACGCACUAGACACUUCAAACUGUAACCGUAACAUUAGCACGUGUGGGUAUAGUUAUUCUUACGGGGAUGGUUCUCGCACUGCGGGAAAUCUUGCAGCUGAAACCUUAACAUUAGGCACUAGCAGUAGCAACCCAAUUUCUCUUAAAAAUAUUGUGUUUGGGUGUGGACACAACACUACUGGCAUAUUUGAUGCAUCAGGGUCUGGCAUAGUAGGCCUUGGUGGUGGUGAGCUCUCACUAGUUUCUCAAUUGGGUACUCAAUUUGGCACCAAAAAGUUUUCCUAUUGUCUAAUUCCUACUUCAAGUAACUCCACUAGCAAGAUAAGUUUUGGUAACGAUGCUGUUGUUUCUGGUCCUAGUGUCGUUAUAACUCCUAUUGUAACAAAGGUAGCAACCUUCUACUACCUCACAUUGGAGGCAUUUACUAUAGGAAACCAAAGGAUUCCGUUUGUAAUCAAGGAUGGCACAGAGACAAGGUCUAGUGUUGAGGGAAACAUCAUAAUUGAUUCUGGGACAACAUUGACAAUUUUGCCUUUAAAUGUUUAUAAUGACAUGGUGUCUGCUUUGGAUAAAGUAAUAACGGCCAAGAAGGUGAGUGACCCCAACGGUUUACUUACCCUUUGUUAUCAAAAUAAUCGUAACAAUAUCAAACUUCCCAUUAUCACGGCGCAUUUCAAAGGAGGGGAUGUGAAUUUGCAGCCAGUGAAUAUGUUCUCUUGGGUGAAGGAAGAUGUGGUGUGCUUCACAGUGAUUGCAUUCUCUAACUUCUCUAUUCUUGGAAACUUGGCUCAAGCGAAUUUCUUAAUAGGAUAUGACCUUGAGGCAGGUACUGUGUCCUUUAAGGCUACCGAUUGUACCCGACAAUAG
Molecule: messenger RNA, 1338 nt
Organism: Abrus precatorius (Indian licorice)
Lineage: Eukaryota; Viridiplantae; Streptophyta; Magnoliopsida; Fabales; Fabaceae
Product: aspartic proteinase CDR1-like
Exons: 1
Coding region: 1-1338 (445 amino acids)
Biological process (GO): proteolysis
Cellular component (GO): extracellular region
Molecular function (GO): aspartic-type endopeptidase activity
Source: RefSeq, a predicted model, not a curated record